GCCAAAAAAGAAAAGGAAGAGAAGAGAAGAGAAGAGAAGAGGAGCCUCCUCCUCCAUCCUUGUCUGGGCUGAGCUGGGGCAGGAUCUGCACUGGGCUCUUUCCUUGACGCGCGAUCAGAGCAGAGCAGAGCCAUCAGCUGGGAUGAAGGCUUCCUUCGCGAUCCUCCUGGCCUCCUGCCUUUGUCUGGGGAGAGUUUUCUCACUGGUGUGCUGGUCUUGCAAUGGAGUCCAGUCCAACUGGGACUGCUGGAGGUGGCAGAUUUGUUCCGACUCUGACAACUUUUGUGCUACGACAUACGUGGGAGCAGGAAUUGGUGAAUAUUCUACCCAGUCCAUCAGCAAAGGCUGUGUUGCUGUUUGCCCGCAAUCAGGGAUCAAUGUCGGCAUUGCAGCUGUGUCGGUGAAAUGCUGCUCGUCUUUCUUGUGCAACACCAGCGGAGCCUCCAGCGUCAAAACCAACCAUUUGGUCUUGGCCGUGGGAAUCCUGGCCAGCUUUUUCUAUCUCUUUGGACAUAGGUUGUGAUUGCACAGUUUCUGCACGCAGUAGCUUUCACUUCACCGAGAAGCCCAAAAUGUUGGAGAAAUCACAUAUAUUCCUUAAUAGCAUUGUAAUCCUCUAUCUCUUUUAAUCACAUUGUUUGUACCAUAACCAGAUAGAUCCUUCAAGAGGACAACACAGCCCUCUUGUGGCAGGAGGUGUUUUAUGCACACCUUGAUGUAAACCCCUCAAAUAUUGGAGGGGAUUGUGUGCCAAAUUUAGCCAACGCUUACUCAUCCCCGGCAACAUAACAUUCCUAAUCUCUUUGGAGGAACUGAAAUUGUCCCAGAAGCCUUAAACAUGUUUUGCUUGAUGGAGCACCAGGUGGGAAGACCGUGACCGUGUGUGUGUGUGUGUGUGUGUGAUAUAACACUUGAUGAAACCGUUUUGUUUUAUUUUGUAAAUGAUUGACAGGAACCCAAUUUUUUUGUCUGUUACAUUUUACUUAAAAGAGGCAUGUGGGAUGAUGGGACAUCACAGUGCUGUUCAACACUUUCUCCUGUGCUUUUUGAGUUCCAAUAAAAGAUGCUUGGAUUCUUAA
Sceloporus undulatus (fence lizard) is the source of this 1079-nucleotide messenger RNA. RefSeq names its product lymphocyte antigen 6E-like. The transcript is spliced from 3 exons. The record is from RefSeq and is a predicted model, not a curated record. Bases 143 to 523 code for a protein of 126 amino acids. NCBI's taxonomy places the organism in Eukaryota, Metazoa, Chordata, Lepidosauria, Squamata, Phrynosomatidae. Gene Ontology annotation, molecular function: acetylcholine receptor inhibitor activity.